Oppia nitens is the source of this 1356-nucleotide messenger RNA. RefSeq lists its product as uncharacterized. The record is from RefSeq and is a predicted model, not a curated record. The transcript has 4 exons. Bases 1 to 1356 code for a protein of 451 amino acids. NCBI's taxonomy places the organism in Eukaryota, Metazoa, Arthropoda, Arachnida, Sarcoptiformes, Oppiidae. Gene Ontology annotation, biological process: microtubule-based process. Gene Ontology annotation, cellular component: dynein complex.
AUGCCCGGCUAUGAAAAGGGUAGAUUUGUKGSACUGGGCGACUAUGAGAAACAGGAGCUAACUUGUUGUAUAUGCCGGGAGAUACUAUGCRAUCCAGURGUGGUUGACUGUUGUUUGCAAACAUUUUGCAAAGAUUGUAUUUAUCAAUGGCUAGAAACGGAAGCUAACUGUCCACAUGAUAGACAACCGUUAAUGGUUACCGAAUUGAGACCAGCACCUAGGAUAUUAACCAAUUUGUUGGGCAAAAUGACCAUCACAUGCGACUACUGGAAAAACGGCUGCAAAGAGUCGAUGCCAUUGGAUCGGCUCCGGGAUCAUACAAACCAAUGUCCCUAUAGUUUGCGUUUGUGUCCAAAAUGUUACUGUAUAUGCAAUAUCAGUCACGACUGUAUCAAAGAGCUGAUGGCAGUCAAUCGGAAAGAGUCCACAAAAUAUGAACAAUUAUGGCACGAAAAGGACGUCCUCAACAAAGCAGUGGACGAAAUGACCGUACGAUUUGUAGAUGAAAAGUCUAAACUAGUCAAACAAGUCGAUCAACUGCGGGCACAGUUAGCCGAUUGUCGUAAACAAUUGUUAACUACUAAACAACAAUUAUCUUUUAAUAAUAAUAAGGAUAAUAAUGUUAUUGCUGGAUUACCACCAUCAUCGUCAUCAUCAUCAUCAUCAAGAUUAUACAAGACAUUUUCAACAAUGUCACUUAACGCCAAUACUACUACUACUACUAACUGUCCACAAAACAGGCCAACAAUUUACGAUAUGAUACGCGAAGGUCGCCGCCAUUUAUCGCAACGGGUGUCCAUUACCGAAACCAAUACGGAUGAUACGGUAGCCAAUCGGGUCGUAGAUGUGGUCAAAUCGGAACUACAGUCUAACAACAAUAUGUACUAUAUGUGCCAGAAUAUUGUCUAUAAAUUGGAUCAUGAGUUGGGCAGCUCCUGGUGCGUGAUAACCAAUUACGAUAAACAGGGUCACAACUAUACCAAUAGUAGUUGUUUUGUUAAAUUAAAGUUUGGAAAAUUGACGUUUAAAAUCUAUCGGACUAAAUUUUUGGACGUACCGCUACUGAAACGUCGGCUCCGGGACGGCAAAGUCGAACCAAAAAUCCGACUGUUCGACACCGAUAUGACCGAAUCGAUGAUACAGUUUGUCGAAAAUAUAUCGUUGACAGCCAUCCGAAAACAUAAGACACUGAAAUCAAUUGCCAGUGAAUUGCGAUCGAAAAUGGACGCCGAAUACGGCGGUCACUGGAAUUGUUUUGCCCAUAAUUACGGCGAUUAUUCGGUCAAUAAAAAGGAUAAAACAUUUGCCAGUUUCGAUAUCGAUGAACUAAAAUUGACCAUGUUUCAAUCGAGUUAA